CCGUUAUAAAUAUGUGCAAUUUUAUUGUAUUAUUUUUAUUGUGAACAUCAUUCCAUCUUUGUAAUUAUUCUCGUAAAAGUGAAAAUGCGAAGAAUCCAGAUGAAAUUUUGAUUCUCUCCAUGAAUCAAAACUUGUGUAAAAGCAAUGAAUGAGGAACGAAAUAGCCAUGUGAAUGAAUAUUGAAGGUCUUAUAAUAAAUUUAAAUUGUUGAUUGUAAAAGCUGAAAUUUCAAUGGCGAAUUGUUCACAAAUCUCCACUGAAUUUACAUUAAUGAAGUCGGAAAACGAUUGUAAUUAUACAAAUGAAACACUUAUUUAUGACUGCAUCAUUCAAAAGCUUUUUCAUAAUCCAGGGUGUCUGAAAGUUCGUGAUGACAACUUAUCCAUUCCUGUUGAUUUGUCAAGCAAAACUCUAAAUAUAAGUUGUAAUUACACCAUUGUUUGUUUUCCAGAUCCAAUUGCUCUCAGUGGUCUCAUAAUAACAUUGAUCGGAUUAGUUCUUGGAUUAAUAAUAAUAUUCAAUAGAUAUCUAUUCACCGCACCCAGAAAGAACAAUGCAUUCAUCGUGAUAACCUUGAUCAUUCUAAUUGUCGGUGCUGCAUUUCUAAUGUUUUACGCACAAUGGUACGAACAACUUAUUUCUAUAUCUACGGCUACCUUGCUCCUCAUCAUAGCCAUUUUCUUGAGCGAAAAGCCAGAUCGUAUAAAAAGGAAAUGGAAGAUACUCUUGUUUGCAAUGUGUGGUGGAUUCCUUUUCACUGGUUUUAUUCUCAUGGUUGUGUGGCUGAUUCUAAAAUCCACUGGCCUACAAGUUGCAAUCAUGGUUUGUUGGUGCGGCGCAAUGUUCAUUGUAAGUUCUGAAAAAAUAAACAAUUGCAAUUACACAUGGUCCAUCGAUUAUUAUGCUGCUAAAUAUAUAUGCUUCUGUAGAAUUUAGAACUAAGAAGCAUUAUUGACCAUCUGUCAAUAAUUGAAAGAUCAAAAUGCAAAUUACUUACUGUUCAUUUUGUAUGUAUGAAUGUUUAGAAACUACGAAGUUCUCAAAACUGUAUCUGUAUAUGUUUAUUAUUUCACUGAUACAUAUAUUUAUAACAGUGCUACAAUGAUGAAGUAACCAUCUACGUUUUCAUAAUCACAGGUGAUGACAUUCACAAAAUACUAUUUGAAGAAAUACUAUGAACAUGAACAGAAUUCAAAACUCUACAAUGUUUUUGUAUUGGUGUAUGAAAAUAUCAUACUUGUAAUCACUUUACAAAUUUCUUUAAAUGCAACCAUCGAUUGUCGUUUAUCAAAUCAGAAAAUGAUUGAACACAAUAACUCAAAGCUUUUCCAUUGACUGUUUUAGUUAGUUUACAGAUAUUCAUAUAUGUUCAUGAUGAAUAGUUUGAAGAUAAUUGUAAAGUGCACUGUCAUUUAUAAUAGAUGUUCUGAU
Molecule: messenger RNA, 1431 nt
Organism: Schistosoma margrebowiei
Lineage: Eukaryota; Metazoa; Platyhelminthes; Trematoda; Strigeidida; Schistosomatidae
Source: the annotation of a GenBank genome assembly